AUGGAGCGCCUCUUCAGUGUUCCCAGUGGCUAUGGCACCACACAACCUUUGACUUACCCUGGCCCCUGGAGACACUGUCAACAGCAAAACUGGCCACAAAACAUGGGAGCUUCCAUUUUCCUAGCCGGGCUUAACGUACCAGCAAAUGUCUCUCAGCCCUGUAUGGACCCUUACAACAGGGCUCAGCUUCAGGCCGUUUCCACUCAGAUGAACCCCAAUCUGAAUCUGUGGCUACGCAGGGCCCACACCAAGGAGGUGGGCGUACAGGUGAGCCUCAGAGUGGACAAGUCAGUGCAGUGCUCACUGGGGUCACGGACACUACACAGCAGCUCCCUCUCGGACAGGACCAGCUCCAGGAAGCCUACCGAAGCUUGGGGAGUAGGGCAGAGAGCCUUGAUUCCACGACCCCAGGAAGGGGAAGACAAGGAAAGCCAAGAGCUCACAGGACCUACAGAGGCCAAUCAGCUGUUGCCACCUACAUGGAGACUGGAUAGUGAGGAGCAGGAGAAACUCCCACGACUGAAGGAAUUGGGGGAGGAAUAUGCCCCCAAUCCUCAGGACAGGAAGAGUAAGCAGUUUUUGGAACCAAAAUACGGCUAUUUUCACUGUAAAGAUUGUAAGAGGAGAUGGGAGAGUGCUUAUGUGUGGUGCAUCUCAGGUACCAACAAGGUUUAUUUCAAACAGUUCUGUAACAAGUGCCAAAAGAGUUUUAACCCUUACCGAGUAGAAGCACUCCACUGUCAGACAUGCUUAAGAUCCUGUUGUUCCUGUUCUCAGAAGAAAAGCCAUAGUGAUCCUGGGAGGCCACAUCGCUAG
Messenger RNA from Mastomys coucha (southern multimammate mouse), 816 nucleotides. It is a transcript of the gene Zar1l, whose product is annotated as zygote arrest 1 like. NCBI's taxonomy places the organism in Eukaryota, Metazoa, Chordata, Mammalia, Rodentia, Muridae. Gene Ontology annotation, cellular component: cytoplasm. Gene Ontology annotation, molecular function: mRNA base-pairing post-transcriptional repressor activity. The coding region runs from base 1 to 816 and encodes 271 amino acids. The record is from RefSeq and is a predicted model, not a curated record. Gene Ontology annotation, biological process: translation. The transcript has 4 exons.